AUGUUUUACUGUGUGUUAAUGAAUUCGUGAUAAGAGUACACACAGAAUAGUACUUGUAUGUUUAAUAAUCUAGCUAUGUUUAAAGUGUUUUAAUAUAAUAAGACGCAGGAUGUCUAAGAACAUGUUUAAAUCAGGUUGUUUAGUUCGGACUGCUCACGUGAUUCUGACCUGGAUCACAACUUUAGUCCUGUUUCUGCAUAACACAGAUCUUGGUAAGUGUCGGGAGAGAGGAGAUCUGCUCCAGCCUGUGGUCUUCAUCUCCGUGGUUCUGCUCUCUGUACUGCUGUACUUCACUGUGUCUCUGAUGGAUCCUGGCUUUGUUCUGUCUGACAGCGACACGAAGGGAACGUUGGUGGAGAGUAAUGAAGAACUGGAGAAGAUGAUUCCUCAAGAUCACAGUUCUUUAAAGCAGCGGCGCUGCGGCUACUGCUUUAAACUGGUACUUCAUCAACCUGAACGCUGCUUUCGCUCCACGAUAAAGUCCAACCAUAAUUCUCCCUGGAUAGACAACUGUGUCACUUCCACUCUACUUAUGAAUGUAAAGUUUGUGGCUGUAUCUUGGGGUUUACAGGCUUCAUGGUCCGGCGUGGUCUCUGCACCCACAGUGUGGGUGUUAAGGUCCCGUUUUUCGGUGGUCGUGCUGCUCCUGCUGUGCAUUCACCUGUACCUGGCCUCGGUGAACAGCACCACCUGGGAGUUCAUGUCCCGCCAGCGCAUCCUGUACCUCAAGCACUGCGACGCGGAGGAGAACCACAUAGAAAUUCCAAACCUGUGGGACUUCUGCUGCGCCUGCGGGACGGUGGCAUGGGAGAGGAUCUACAUCAGACACACCGACGCGGAAAAAAACCUGCAGGGAACAUCGGUUCCACGCGCAGCCCCGCCCCCACCGGCCGCCGGCCAAUCAGAGAGCAGGUCCGGGGACCGACGUCGGGUUGUUCUGGAAGAGGCGGAGUUCAUUUUUCGAGCUCGUGAGGGGCGCGUUCUGUCCGAAAGAGAGCGCGUGAGAAUCUGCGUUCGUUUCCUCGCUGUAAGUGUGUGUGUGCGGAGCAGCAGCGCGGGCUCGCUCGAUUCUCGUCCUGUUACAGUCUCAAGAAACCGAGCUCAAGGAGGACGAUCUUCUACCUCAACGAGUUUGAAACCCACAGCUCUUGAUUCUCACUGA
Messenger RNA from Cyprinus carpio (common carp), 1162 nucleotides. It is a transcript of the gene zdhhc12a, whose product is annotated as palmitoyltransferase ZDHHC12-A-like. The record is from RefSeq and is a predicted model, not a curated record. Bases 110 to 1162 code for a protein of 350 amino acids. The transcript is spliced from 7 exons. Lineage: Eukaryota; Metazoa; Chordata; Actinopteri; Cypriniformes; Cyprinidae.